GGGGCGGGGCCGAGGGACCAGGAGGCCGCUCCGGGCCGGAGGGCGGCCGGGGCGGUGACGUCACCGCAUGACUGGGUUUUUAUGAAUGAAAGGAAUCCUGUGAGUGAGUAAUUCCGGGAAGCUCGCCUUACAACUCCGCGCGGCCUCGGCCCCCUGAGCCGCCCGCCCCACAACAAAACUCUGCGCAGCGCUCCCGGGCGCCCGGUUCAGAGCGACCUGCGGCUCAGAACGGAGGGGAGACGGACCAGAGCGCGGGCCGGGACAGCGGCCGGGACAGCGGAGAGACGCGCGCGUGCGAGAGCGCCGGGCCAGGCGGGCCCAGAGGCGGGUCUGCAGCCCAGAGGGCACCUCCUGCAAACAUGUCUGUGGAUCCCUUAUCCAGCAAAGCUCUGAAGAUCAAGCGCGAGCUGAGCGAGAACACGCCACACCUCUCGGACGAGGCGCUUAUGGGGCUGUCGGUGCGCGAGCUGAACCGGCACCUGCGCGGGCUCUCGGCCGAGGAGGUGACACGGCUCAAGCAGCGGCGCCGCACACUCAAAAACCGCGGCUAUGCCGCCAGCUGCCGCGUGAAGCGCGUGUGCCAGAAGGAGGAGCUGCAGAAGCAGAAGUCAGAGCUGGAGCGCGAGGUGGACAAGCUGGCACGAGAGAACGCCGCCAUGCGCCUGGAGCUCGACGCGCUGCGCGGCAAGUGCGAGGCGCUGCAGGGCUUCGCGCGCUCAGUGGCCGCCGCCCGCGGGACCGCCACGCUCGUGGCGCCAGCCAGCGUCAUCACUAUCGUUAAGUCCAACCCGGGAUCGGGGUCUGGUCCCGCCCCCGGUCCGGACCCCGUUCCCGGCCCGGCCUCCUGCUCCUAGUGCCUGCCCCUUCCACCUCCCCAGCCACGCCCCUCCCGCCCCAGCUCCCUCCCCAAAGUGCCUGAGUGCCGGCUCUGUGCCCAGGUCCCAUUUCUCUGUAGCACCGGCCCCUUGGUGCACACACAUUCCCUCCCUGGGCCCUGUCUUCCUCUUGCAGCCCCCAAAACUGGGACCGAAUGGCCCUGGGAAGGGGAACUUUGGUAGGUUGGGGAUGGGGCAGAGCUCGGGAUCUGGGAUCGCCCUUGGCUGAAAGUUUAGCCGUUUUAGAUUGAGAGACACGGAGCCGGCUUAGAGAACAGCUGUUGGGGGAAAAAGGGCACCCCUUAUCUUGGAAACUGCUUUGGUUGUGCCAGUAUGCUCUCCAAACCCUCCCAGGAUUCCAAGCUAGAUUUGGCUGUCUGUGACUUGUGGGGCCCUCCUGGUGAGAAAUUGCACUGAAGAGAUGCCCCCACCUCUGCUUUGGGCCUGGCCUUCCAAAACUAAAAGAGUGGGUAGGAAGUCUAGUAAAACCCAGUUCGCAGAUGGCCCGAGGUCAUAUAUCACUUAGCGAUUGUGCCGGGACCAAAACCUGGGUUUCCUUACUGCUGCCCUAAGAUUCCAGCCAUGGUUUUCAGGGGGACAGAGGGCAGGGACUCAGAAAGGUGAUGGGAGGGCCUCCCUGGCCUGGGAGACCUCUCUCUGCAAGAGAGGGGGAGAGAAGCAGAGGGAGAGAGAAGGUGACAGGGAUGGAAGAGUGGGAAGGAGCUGGCCUGGCUCAGCCCAAGGCUCUCCCUGCAGCCAGGAUGUCAGGGGCUGGUCAGACAGAGUAAAGGCGCCAUGGACUGCUGUGGCAAGUGGGGAGGCAAGAGUGGGGUCCUUAGAAGAAGGGUCCCAGCUUGACCCGUCAGUGCCCACUGUGGGGUGGGGGCUGACCCCUGCCUUUGAUUGUCACCCUCCUGGGAACCCCAACCUUAGUCCCUCCCCCCGCACUGUCCACACUGCCCCUCCCCACUGUUUAUUUAUUGCACGGAUCUAAGUUAUUCUCCCCAGCCAGAGCCUGAGCUCCUGCUCCCUGGGAAAAGUGGCAUAUGGGCUGGACUUUAUAUUUUAUAUCUGCAAUAAAUCACAUUUUAUCUUAUAUUUAGGGAAAGCCGGAUAGCAGCAAAAAAAAUGUUUAAGCCGGGCUCGGUGGCUCAUGCCUGCCCAGAACCUUGGGAGGCCAUGGAGGGUGGAUCGCUUGAGUCCAGGAGUUUGAGACCAGCCUGGACAACAUGGUGAAACCCCGCCUCUACAAAAAAUACAAAAAUUAGCUAGGCGUGGUGGCUCACGCCUGUAGUUCCAGCUACUUGGGAGGCUGAGGCAGGAGGAGCGCUUAAGCCCAGAAGGCAGAGGUAGUAGUGAGCUAAGAUUGCACCACUGCACUCCAGCCUGGGCAACACAGCAAAACCCUGUCUUUAAAAAAAAAAAAAAAGUUAAAAAAAAAUUGCCCGGCUCCUAGAAUUUAUUUAUUUCCUGACUUACAGCAAGCGAGUUAUCGCCUUCUGUAUUUUGUAGACUUUCUAAAUAAAGUCUAAUUCCUUUUCCACAGAGAA
Messenger RNA from Cebus imitator (Panamanian white-faced capuchin), 2425 nucleotides. RefSeq names its product MAF bZIP transcription factor F (gene MAFF). Lineage: Eukaryota; Metazoa; Chordata; Mammalia; Primates; Cebidae. Gene Ontology annotation, cellular component: nucleus. Gene Ontology annotation, molecular function: DNA-binding transcription factor activity, RNA polymerase II-specific; RNA polymerase II cis-regulatory region sequence-specific DNA binding. Bases 360 to 854 code for a protein of 164 amino acids. The transcript is spliced from 3 exons. The record is from RefSeq and is a predicted model, not a curated record. Gene Ontology annotation, biological process: regulation of epidermal cell differentiation; regulation of transcription by RNA polymerase II.